AACUUGCGCUACCUGCGCAAACCCUAGCCACUUGCCCGCCUGAAACUUCCGCCGCCUGAAAAUUCCUCCGCUUCCGCAACCUUCAGCCACCACCAACAAAGCCAAAAAAUGGGUCGCGUCCGCACAAAGACUGUGAAGAAAUCCUCCCGCCAAGUCAUUGAGCGCUACUACUCAAAGAUGACAUUGGACUUCCACACCAACAAGAAGGUCCUGGAGGAGGUGGCUAUCAUCCCCUCCAAGCGCCUCCGCAACAAGAUUGCUGGUUUCUCCACUCACUUGAUGAAGAGAAUCCGGAAGGGACCUGUCCGCGGGAUCUCCCUGAAGCUGCAGGAGGAGGAGCGCGAGCGCCGUAUGGACUUUGUGCCUGAUGAAUCUGCCAUCAAGGUUGAUCGCAUCGAGGUUGACCAGGAAACUGUUGACUUGUUAGAGACACUUGGCAUGAAGGAUCUUCCUGGUGUCGUGCUCAGGGAAGAUCAGGGACCCAUCAAUUUGGCGCCCGCUAUGAACUAUGGCCGUGGCGGUGGCAGGCGUUAUUGAGGUACUCUUGUAGCUGUGUCGACCAGUUCUUGAAUUUUGCAAACAAGUUUGGUAUUGUUAGGGUCGUAUUUAAUAACGAGUUAUUGCUAAUUUUGAUGAGAAUUUUUCUGUUAUGCUAUUCUAUGAUUCUUGUGGAUGAGCUUUCUUAUUUCAUCUUGUUAUGGAUAUUUCAUAGGUGAAGCAUUUUGGGAAUUUUGAUUUUGUCUUUCUGAAGUUUC
This is a messenger RNA of Olea europaea var. sylvestris, 755 nucleotides long. Its product is annotated as 40S ribosomal protein S17-like. Lineage: Eukaryota; Viridiplantae; Streptophyta; Magnoliopsida; Lamiales; Oleaceae. The transcript has a single exon. Gene Ontology annotation, biological process: translation. The record is from RefSeq and is a predicted model, not a curated record. Gene Ontology annotation, molecular function: structural constituent of ribosome. Bases 109 to 537 code for a protein of 142 amino acids. Gene Ontology annotation, cellular component: ribosome.